Molecule: messenger RNA, 1479 nt
Organism: Macroventuria anomochaeta
Lineage: Eukaryota; Fungi; Ascomycota; Dothideomycetes; Pleosporales; Didymellaceae
Exons: 2
Coding region: 1-1479 (492 amino acids)
Biological process (GO): regulation of transcription by RNA polymerase II
Cellular component (GO): nucleus; SWI/SNF complex
Source: RefSeq, a predicted model, not a curated record
AUGAUCAGUAGGGCUGACUUAGACGCCAUGUUUCGCAAACCAGCCCCGAUUGCGCAUCCUCAACACCAAGCUGCGCAGCAGUACAAUGCCGUAAAUAUGCAAGCUCAGCAACGUGCUGAGGCCGAACGACGCGAAAAGAUGCGCCGAAUCGCGAAGAACCCUACCGACAAAAACAUGCCUGAGGGCGUGGAGGAUGUCUGCAUUGGCGAUGGUGUAGCGCGCUACCGUGAGCUGCGCGAAAUUGAGCGUACGCUUGACGCGACCAUGAUGCGCAAGAAGCUGGAUGUUAUGGACUCCAAGCACCAUUCAAGAGCUUCGCGCUAUGGUACUAUGCGCAUCUGGAUCUCUAACACGGCCGAGAACCAGCCAUGGCAGAGCAACGUCAUUGACGCAGAUGCAUUCGAUUUUGAGAGCGACACCAAUGCCACCUACCGCGUCAAGAUUCAGGGUCGCCUGCUGGACGAAGAGGGCGACGAGGGUCUUGAGGAUGAGGACGAAGACGAGGAGGGCAAGGACGCUGAUGCUAUGGAUGAGGACGGUGCAGAGUCGAAAAUAUCUAUCUCGAAACCGAAGAUGUUCUCCCAAUACUUCAGCGCAAUCACAAUCGACUUCGAACGCAACAAAGACCUCCAGCCCGACAACUUCACACAAAUCGAGUGGAAGCGACCAGAGAACCCCACAGCGAAGGAGAGCAACUUCAGCGAGCUCGAAUUCGAGCGCAAGGGCGACGAGAGCAUCAACAUUACGAUCAACCUGCAACGAUUCCAGAACCCCGAGAUUUUCCGACUCAGCAAGCCUCUGUCUGAGCUGCUGGACACCGACGAGGAGGACCGCGCAGGUGUAUUGAUGGGUAUCUGGGAGUACGCACGGUCACAGCACCUGCAACAAGAUGAUGAUGAGCGCAAAUUCGCCUGCGAUGCAAAACUCAAAGCCUUGUUCAACGGCCAGGACUCCUUCUACUUUCCGAACCUCCCACAGCUCAUCAAGCCGCAUCUCACCACACUUCCGUCCAUCCAAUUACAAUACACGAUUCGCGUCGACAAGGACUACCUUGCGCCUGCAGAUGGCGGCAAGGCAUCAGAACCUACCGUAUACGAUGUACAAGUGGCACUCGAGGACCCAAUGCAGCCCUUGUUCCAGGACAUCCUGCGACGACCGGACAGCAUCCAGACCCUGCAAGAAAUCCAGAAGCUAGACGAGCAAUUAGUCUUGCUCAUGGGUGCCAUCGGCCAGUCGAAGGCCAAGCACGCGUUUUUCACCAGCAUGGCCAAGGACCCUGUGGCGUUCUUCAAGCGCUGGCUUUCAUCGCAGAAGCGCGACCUGGAAGUCCUGCUUGGCGAAGCCACAAGAGGCGGCGGCGAAGAUGUAUCUGGCGAGGAAUGGAGGCGUGGAGGAGCCGAUGGUGUCUGGGGUAGUGAGGUUGCAAAAGAGAGUGUUGCGCUGUGGUUGGCGAGGGCGCAGAACGUGAAGACGCACUAG